UUCCGUUUUGUUUGUAACAAAAAUUAUUUUGAUUUGAAAUUGAAAUUUGCUCAAAUUGCAUUAUGUUUGUCGAUUGAAUUGAAAUAUUGAAUAUCUGAGUGACAAUCGAAUAAUGGCAAAAAAAUCCGGUUUUGUUACCUGUGGACCAAAUGAGGCAUUAAUUGUUUCUGGUUGUUGUCAUCGUCGUCCAUUGAUGAUACCCGGUGGUCGAGUAUUUGUCUGGCCUGGUGUACAAAAAGUUCAAAGAAUAUCAUUAAAUACAAUGACAUUGGUAAUCGAAAGCCCCCGUGUUUACACACAACAAGGUGUACCAAUAUCGGUUACAGGUAUUGCACAGGUAAAAAUCCAAGGACAAAAUGCCGAUAUGUUGCGAUCAGCAUGCGAACAAUUUUUAGGGAAAACAGAUGAAGAUAUUAUGAUUGUUGCAAGAGAAACACUUGAAGGACAUCAACGUGCUAUAAUGGCAUCGAUGACUGUUGAAGAAAUUUAUAAAAAUCGUAAAAAAUUUUCCAAGAAAGUAUUCGAAGUUGCAUCGACCGAUUUGGUGGAUAUGGGUCUAUUAGUUGUAUCGUAUACGAUCAAAGAUAUUAGCGAUGAAGAAGGAUAUUUAUUGGCAUUAGGUCAAGCCAGAACAGCUGAAGUGAAACGUGAUGCAAGGAUUGGCGAAGCACAAGCACAACGUGAUGCAACAAUUAAAGAAGCUUUAGCAAACGAAGAAAAACAAACAGCAGAAUUAUCGAAUAAAACCGAAAUCGCCAAAGCAUAUAGGGAUUUUGAAUUGAAAAAAGCAUUAUAUGAUGCCGAAAUUUAUACGAAACAAGCUGAUGCAGAAUUAGCAUCAGCAUUACAAACGGCCAUUAUACAGCAGAAAAUAAUGGAUGAAAAAAUGCAGAUAAAAAUUAUUGAAAAGAAACAAGAUAUCGAAAUACAAAAAGAAGAAAUUAAACGCCGGGAAAAAGAAUUAGAAGCGACCAUUAUGAAAGCGGCUGAUGCUGAACGUUAUCGCAUGGAAAAAUUAGCCGAAGCAAAUAAACAACGUAUUCAAAUGGAAACAGAAGCCGAAGCAAAAGCAAUCGAAUUAAAAGGUGAUGCUGAAGCACAAGUAAUCGAUGCUAAAGCUAAAGCUGAUGCAGAAAUUCUAGCGCAAAAAGCUGAUGCAUAUAAAAAUUAUGAAAAUGCUGCCAAAAUCGAAAUGAUUUUGAAUACACUGCCAAAGGUUGCCGCUGAAAUAGCCGGACCAUUAGCCGAAUGUAAUAAAAUUGUUAUGGUAUCGAAUAGUGGUGAAAUUGGUGCCGGUAAAAUAACCGGUGAAGUAUUGGAAAUUAUUACCAAAAUACAUUCAAGUAUUGCCACAAUGAUACAAAGUUCAUCAGCAACUGCCGCUGCCAGUGCCGCAACUUCGGGAGCUGUUGUUCAUCAACAACAAUCAUCAUCAGCCAGUACUGCAGAACAACAUGGAGGUCAACAACAUUUCCAAGGCCGAGCUGAAACAUCAGUCACAUCCGCAUCCAAAUAUUAUUUUCAUCCAUUUACAAGCCGAUCACCAUCACCCGGUGGAUUAUCAUCAACAUCAUCGUUACGAUUUUCAACAACAACGCCAACAACAAGACCGUUAUAAUUUGGAAAAAUAUUGUUCAAUGUAAUAUUAUCAUCAUCAUUUUAUUCAAUUUCAUCA
This is a messenger RNA of Dermatophagoides pteronyssinus (European house dust mite), 1675 nucleotides long. RefSeq names its product flotillin-1 (gene Flo1). Gene Ontology annotation, cellular component: flotillin complex; plasma membrane; cytoplasmic vesicle. Gene Ontology annotation, molecular function: protease binding. Gene Ontology annotation, biological process: positive regulation of cell-cell adhesion mediated by cadherin; regulation of receptor internalization; protein localization to plasma membrane. NCBI's taxonomy places the organism in Eukaryota, Metazoa, Arthropoda, Arachnida, Sarcoptiformes, Pyroglyphidae. The record is from RefSeq and is a predicted model, not a curated record.